Messenger RNA from Lampris incognitus (smalleye Pacific opah), 1589 nucleotides. RefSeq names its product transient receptor potential cation channel, subfamily M, member 1b (gene trpm1b). The transcript has 8 exons. Gene Ontology annotation, biological process: monoatomic cation transmembrane transport; calcium ion transport; monoatomic cation homeostasis. Gene Ontology annotation, molecular function: calcium channel activity. The record is from RefSeq and is a predicted model, not a curated record. NCBI's taxonomy places the organism in Eukaryota, Metazoa, Chordata, Actinopteri, Lampriformes, Lampridae. The coding region runs from base 570 to 1589 and encodes 339 amino acids.
UACCCUCUCGUGAAUGCUUUUAAUUGGCAGGUGGAUGGGGAGGAAUUGCCCUCGACCUCCUUGAGAUUAUCCCCGGGCACGAGUAAAACGGAAAGUCACGGGACAGACUUAGGAAAAUUUUAAUUGUAAUUUAUUUUUAUUCAUUUUUUUCCCUUUCAGAUAGUGUUGUCAGUGAUAAACCCCGAGUUUUACUCAACGAUCGCUUGAAUUCAAUAACGAGAGCUUUAUUGACAAAUCUGUUCCGAGGAGAUCAAAUUCAUUCAAAUUUCACUCGAUUUAAGUUUCCCGUCACCCCCCCCACCCCAUCGCCGACGUCUGUAGACUUACCCGCACGUUGGCUCGUCUAACUCCGCCCGGUCAUGUGACGGCGUGCAGGCUGACUCAGCUUGGCCGGCCAACGUCAGUCUGGAGUCGCACAAUUAUGAAAAAGCAACCUUCCGCUGGAGCUGCAGCCGAAGCAUAUUUCCCCAACAUCAAUCGGGCUUUCCCUGCGAGGCUUACCGACAACACCGCCGAUAGAUGGAUAAAAGCCACGACGCAGCUCUUCCUGAGUCUCAACGGUGAAGAGAAUGUCCCAGAAACCCUGGAUAGAGAGCACUUUCACCAAGAGGGAAUGUGUGUACAUACUUCCAGUGUCAAAAGACCCCCACAGGUGCCUUCCAGGAUGCCAAAUCUGCCAACAGUUGGUGCGGUGCUGCUGCGGGCGGCUGGUGCGGCAACACGUUGGCUUCACGGCCAGCCUGGCGAUGAAGUACUCGGAUGUGAAGCUGGGUGACAACCCUAAUCUGUCCCUUCCGGAGCUGGAGGAGUGGUCAGUGGACAAACACACAGAGGAGAGUCCCACUGAUGCCUAUGGUGUUGUCAACUUCCAGGGAGGGUCUCACUCCUACAGGGCCAAGUAUGUACGUUUGUCACACGACUCCCGUCCAGAGAGCAUCCUUUGGCUGAUGUUAAAAGAAUGGCAGAUGGAGCUUCCCAAAAUCCUCAUCUCAGUCCAUGGGGGUGUUCAGAACUUUGAGAUGCACCCGCGGAUCAAGCAAGUGGUAGGCAAGGGCCUGAUCAAAGCGGCUGUCACCACAGGGGCCUGGAUACUUACUGGAGGUGUAAACACAGGUGUUGCAAAGCAUGUGGGUGAUGCACUGAAAGAACACAGUUCCAGAUCGGCAAAAAAAAUUUGCACUAUCGGGAUUGCACCCUGGGGGGUCAUCGAGAACAGGAACGAUCUCAUUGGAAGAGACGUAAUAGCUCCAUAUCAGACCCUCCUGAACCCUCUCAGCAAACUGAACGUUCUCAACAACGUCCACUCCCACUUCCUUCUGGUAGAUGAUGGGACAGUUGGCAAGUAUGGUGCCGAGGUCAAACUACGGCGGGAACUGGAGAAGCACAUCAACCUCCAAAGAAUUCAUGCACGGAUUGGUCAGGGUGUUCCUGUGGUAGCCCUGAUCUUUGAGGGGGGACCAAAUGUGAUACUCACUGUGCUGGAGUACCUCCAAGAGAGUCCUCCUGUCCCAGUGGUGGUAUGUGAGGGGACAGGCCGUGCUGCUGACAUCUUGGCCUACGUCCACAAGCAGACUGAAGAGGGGGGGUAG